Molecule: messenger RNA, 1580 nt
Organism: Eupeodes corollae
Lineage: Eukaryota; Metazoa; Arthropoda; Insecta; Diptera; Syrphidae
Product: CD151 antigen
Exons: 7
Coding region: 377-1087 (236 amino acids)
Cellular component (GO): membrane
Source: RefSeq, a predicted model, not a curated record
UUGUUGUUUUGUUUUGUUUUGUGGACAUUUUUUAUUUUAUUGCUACAGCAAUUAUUUCAUAGAAUUUAUGAUUAUGCAAUACAAACUCAAAACCAAACGCAUGCCUUCAGUCUUUAUCCGUACAUAAGUUCCGUUAUAACAAAAACUACUAAAUCCAAAAAAAGUUAAAGUUAUUAUGCGCCUUUGUCAAUUGAAAACAAACAACAUUACCGUUCAAUCGACAUCAAAUUUGUUUUAAAAAAAUUGAAUUCAAAAGCUGCUUAAUCCGUGUUGGGAAUUUUCAAACGUUAAUCAAUCGACUUAAUCAUAAUCUGCCGUCAAAAUAGGUCUGUUUUCAAGGAAUUCGUUUAAACUCAACGACUACAAGGACAGCAACAUGGGAUUCGGUUCUCGUAUGGAUUGCUGCGGCCAGUUCGUUAAAUACAGUUUAUUCAUAGCGAACUUAUUAAUAUUCAUAGGAGGCUUAGUAGUAUUUUGCCUCGGAAUUUGGACCAUAGUCGAUCAAAGUUUUAUGAAUGAACUUCUUGGAACGAAUAUCUUUUCUGGUGCUGUUUAUGUUCUAAUUGUGACAUCAGUUUGUGUUUGUAUUCUCUCAUUUGUUGGAUGCAUGGGUGCUGCUAAGGAGGUCAAAUGCCUUUUAUUGACUUAUUUCAUAAUUGUAUUUCUGAUAUUUGUCAGUAUGUUAAUUGGAGGCAUAUUAGGAUAUGUCUUCCGGGAGAAGGUAUCACAAACUAUGCGUCAGGAAAUGAGAGCAUCUCUUGGUCAAUAUGGCAGUCGUCGUGCCAUCACUCAAGCCUGGGAUGAAACACAAACGCGUCUCAGAUGUUGUGGUGUUGACUCGUGGCACGAUUGGAAUCGUUACGGACAAAUUCCCGAAUCAUGUUGCCAGGAGAUAUUUGGAGGACAACGCAAACAAUGUGCACUUUUUCCAAUGAUCAGCAAUCUUUAUAGUCAGGGAUGUCUUAAUAUUACAACUGUAUACGUACGAGAUCAUGCAGCACUGAUUGGUGGUUCGGCAAUAGGCGUUGCGGUUAUUAUGAUAUUUGGUCUUAUAUUCUCAUGUUUACAAUUUAACAUGAUUGAAUAGUGUUAAGAUUAAAUUUGCUUAAAUUGUUCAUUGUUAAGUAUUUAUUUUAUUAAGAUUUCAAAAUAAAUUUUUGGUUUUGUUUUUCGAAAGCAGGUGCAAUCCUUCUUUUCAAAAAAUAGUUUAUAAAUCAGAGUAUGAAAGAAAAAUGAAAAACGUUUCUUCAAGAAUUUAAAAUCUUGUUAUACAAUCUUAAUUUAAUUGUAAGCGAAAUCAAUUUCUUAAUUAUUAUUAAUAUAAUUCACUAAUUUCUAUUUAUGUUCUGUUAUAGUUUCUUUUUGUUUUAUUUUUAAUUAUUAUUAUUAUUUUCAUUGGCAAUUAUUAUCAUUGUAAAUUAUUAUUUUGUAUUUAUACAUUAAUGUAUUUUGUUGAUGUUAACUUAAAAAAAAAGUAUUCUUUUGUUUGAUAAAUAUUUAAAAAAUGUUUGUUACUUAUUUUUGUUAGUUUUAAGUUUACAAACUAACAUUUUAGUAAAUAAUUCAAAACUAAUAAAUGA